AUUUCGCCAUCAGUAAAUAUGGCGGACACCGAGAAGCAGGCAGGCGCGUCUCCUGAAGAUGACGGACCUCCCCUACCUGCCAGCUUCAACUUCAUGGUACCGAGGAAGGAGAUCAGCAUGGUGCCCGACAUGGGCAAAUGGAAGCGAUCUCAGGCGUAUGCUGACUACAUGGGAUUCGUUCUGACUCUGAAUGAGGGGGUGAAGGGGAAGAAGCUCACGUGUGACUAUCCUGUUUCAGAGACAGUAGAAAAGGUGCUGUCUCUGUUGGGAACUUUGGAUCGUUGGAUAGAUGAGACACCACCAGUGGACCAGCCAUCACGCUUUGGCAAUAAGGCUUACCGAUCCUGGUACGCCAAACUGGAGCAGGACGCUGAGGCUCUGGUGUCUGCAGUUCUUCCUGAUAAACUCCAUGCUGCUGCUCCAGAGGUCGCUAUGUACCUGAAAGAAGCUGUAGGCAACUCUACAAGGAUCGAUUACGGCACAGGUCAUGAAGCUGCCUUUGCAGCGUUCCUCUGCUGCCUUUGCAAAAUAGGAGCUCUGCGAGUGGAUGACCAGCUGGCCAUCAUUUUUAAAGUCUUUGACAGGUACCUGCAUGUGAUGCGGAAGCUGCAGAAGACGUACCGGAUGGAGCCGGCGGGGAGUCAGGGCGUGUGGGGGCUCGACGACUUUCAGUUUCUGCCCUUCAUAUGGGGCAGUUCCCAGCUCAUAGAUCACCCCACCCUGGAGCCGCGGCAUUUUGUGGAGGAGAAGGUGGUGAACGAGCACCAUCAGGACUACAUGUUUCUGGAGUGCAUCAAAUUCAUCAAUGAGAUGAAAACGGGACCCUUUGCUGAGCACUCGAACCAGCUUUGGAACAUCAGCGCUGUUCCCUCCUGGUCCAAAGUCAACCAGGGCCUUAUACGAAUGUACAAGGCUGAAUGUCUAGAGAAGUUUCCUGUCAUCCAGCACUUCAAGUUUGGCAGCCUGCUCUCUAUCCAGCCUGUGAAACCAUGAGUGACGGCGAGAAGAACCAGUCCGAGAGCACAACCGAUUCAACAAACCACCCCAGCCGCCAUCCAGUGUUCCAAUGUUUAUCCGCUGCUUAAACGAAUACAUGUGACUACGAUCAAAACUCGAGUUCUAACAGCAGGUCAGCAUGACUGCCUCCUCUUCAAUUAUACAAUUCGCACAAGGAUAAAUUUGUCACGUUGGUCCAGCCCUGAAGAAACAGAGUGUCGGGGGGGGGGUGUAAUCCAUAGUGCAAUAAUUAUCUGAAAUUUUGCAGUACCCAGAAUUCAUAUUUAUUUAUGGAUGUGUACAUAUGAGGAGUAAAGUUUGCCUCAACUGAUAAAUCUUGGGUUUUAUUUGAUGUACUAGAUAAGUCAGUGGAUCGGUUUUUCUGGUGUGUGUGUGUGUGUGUGUGUUUUUCUAAAACACAGUUAAUCAUGUGGCCUGUAUGUGCUGUAAAUGUACUUUUCUUUCCAUUUUGUCACUAUAUAGGAUUAAUAAAACAGCUGUUUCAGUCCUG
Molecule: messenger RNA, 1507 nt
Organism: Neoarius graeffei (lesser salmon catfish)
Lineage: Eukaryota; Metazoa; Chordata; Actinopteri; Siluriformes; Ariidae
Gene: ptpa
Product: protein phosphatase 2 phosphatase activator
Exons: 10
Coding region: 19-993 (324 amino acids)
Biological process (GO): mitotic spindle organization
Cellular component (GO): protein phosphatase type 2A complex; nucleus; cytoplasm
Molecular function (GO): peptidyl-prolyl cis-trans isomerase activity; protein tyrosine phosphatase activator activity
Source: RefSeq, a predicted model, not a curated record